Messenger RNA from Durusdinium trenchii, 414 nucleotides. The record is from the annotation of a GenBank genome assembly. Lineage: Eukaryota; Dinophyceae; Suessiales; Symbiodiniaceae.
AUGGCCGAUGGCCCCAUGGUGGAGGUGCCUGUGGCGGCUGCUGCAGCCAUGCCCUUGGAAGCUGGCGCUGAGGCGGUCCCGUUGGAGGAGGCCCACCCAGCUCAGGGCCUGACGAAGAACGAUAUAGGUGAACGCGAAGCCGAAGUACUUGAGUUGGCAAAGAACUGGAGAGGUGUCAGCCUGGAGAGAUACCUCUCCGAGAUCAAGAGCGGGCUCAAGACAAUCAGGCGUGAUGUUUUCUACGCUGGCGGGAUUGCAAUCGCGAAGUCAAAGGAGUUUCUGAGAAGAAGGCAUUGCAGCGAGCGCCAAAAGGAGGACGCUUGCUCCGGAACUUGCUCCGCGGAACCUGCUCCGGCACCAGCCCCGAUUUGCGCCAGAGUUUUUCAUGUUUUUUCUAUGGCGGAAGAACCCUAA